Molecule: messenger RNA, 318 nt
Organism: Pisolithus orientalis
Lineage: Eukaryota; Fungi; Basidiomycota; Agaricomycetes; Boletales; Pisolithaceae
Exons: 1
Coding region: 1-318 (105 amino acids)
Source: RefSeq, a predicted model, not a curated record
AUGUCCGACGAUUUCAGCCUCUGCUGCUGGGUACGAGGUACCUCCGUCGAUGCCACCUUCAUUAUCAAGAUUUCACUGACAGAAACUGUCGAUACGCUCAGAAAUCUUGUAAAAGCAACUCGACAACUCGACGAUGUUCCGGCCUCAGAUCUCCGGCUGUUCAAGCUCAAGGAUCCCCUGCGAAGACCCUAUAAGGAGACUCUCAAUGGUGUCACCCUCUCGACGGACGGGGAACUCUUGGAUCCUUCGGAUGAGAUAUCAGAGGUGUUCGCGGCACCACCACCAAAGCGCCACAUCCAUAUCAUAGUGGGUACGUAG